This is a messenger RNA of Otolemur garnettii (small-eared galago), 5758 nucleotides long. It is a transcript of the gene CNOT12, whose product is annotated as tankyrase 1 binding protein 1. The record is from RefSeq and is a predicted model, not a curated record. The coding region runs from base 174 to 5306 and encodes 1710 amino acids. Gene Ontology annotation, cellular component: heterochromatin; nucleus. Lineage: Eukaryota; Metazoa; Chordata; Mammalia; Primates; Galagidae. Gene Ontology annotation, biological process: double-strand break repair; cellular response to ionizing radiation. The transcript is spliced from 12 exons.
GGUAGGCAGUGGGGCGGAGCCCCAGGUUGGGGAGGAGCGGGUUUUUCCCGUCUCCCCUGAGGUGAUUCACGGAGAGACUUCAGACUUUGCGGCCCUCUUGUUCUACUUGGAGUAGAUAUCUCCAGCGGGCCACCUGACCCAAGGGUGCCUUGGGAACUGGUCUGCCGCAUGUGAUGAAAGUAUCUACUCUCAGGGAAAGCUCGGCUAUGGCUUCCCCAGCGCCCCGGGAGAUGGAGGAGGAGCUGGUGCCUGCUGGCUCCGAGCCAGGUGACCCUCCGGCCAAACCCCCUGUCAAGCCCAAACCCCGGGCCCUACCUGCCAAGCCAGCCCUGCCUGCAAAACCCAGCCUGCUGGUGCCUGUUGGGCCUCGGCCUCCCCGGGGUCCCCUGGCUGAGUUGCCUUCUGCCAGGAAGAUGAACAUGCUAGCAGGACCCCAGCCCUACGGUGGCAGCAAGCGUCCCCUUCCCUUUGCACCAAAGCCUGCAGCUGAGACCCCUGCUGGAGGAGAAGCCACCCAAGAGCCUGGGAAAGAGGAGCUACCUCCUUUGACACCUCCAGCUCGAUGUGCCGCCCCAGGGGGCGUGAGGAAGGCCCCUGCCCCUUUCCGUCCAGCCUCAGAGCGCUUUGCAGCCACCACAGUGGAAGAGAUCCUGGCCAAGAUGGAGCAGCCGCGGAAGGAGGUCCCUGCCAGCCCUGACCGCCUCUGGGGCUCCCGCCUCACCUUUAACCAUGAUGGCAGCUCACGAUAUGGCCCCAGGACCUAUGGCAUGGCCACUGGCCCUAGGGAUGAGGAUGGCAGGACCCUGUCUAGGGGAUGGUCCCAAGAGGGGCUGGCAAAGUCUUCCGCAGAGUGUCAGCAAGAGCACAGCAAGACCCCCGAGGAGAGGAUCCUCCCUUCUGACCUGGCUGUCAAUGGAGACCUGGCUAAGCCAGCCAGCUCUGAGCCACCUGCUACUGUUUCCAAGCCCCAGGUCUCCUCAAGUCCAAGUCCUGCUUCAGAGAAUGGAGACUCUGGCAGCCCAGGCCUCCAUGCUGAAGCCUUAGGCCCUGGCAUGGGGCCUCUCCAUCUUCGCUUGCCUAAUGAGAGCUCUCUUUGCCACUCUCAGCUUCCUGAAUCCCAGAGUCUCACAGCUUCUGAGACUUCUCCUUGCCUACCCACAACUCCAGCAUCCCCAAGUGCAGCCAUGGCUGAAGAGGGCCCCUGUCAUACCCCUAGCCCGGGGCUUCCUGCUGAGGGAGCUCCAGAGGACCCCAGACCUAGCAGCCCCCCCCUUGAGGAGAUCACAGAGUCCCACAGCCCAGAGCAGCCCCCAGCCUUCUCAGAUCGGCCCUGGAUUGAGGGGGGUGAGUUGCUGGAUCCUGCUCGGACGUUUCCAUCUGGGGAGGAAGAGGCAUCCAAAGGUGAUGCAGCUCUCUGCUCCGGUAGCCGGGCUCAGCGCCGUUUCUCUGAAGGUGUGCUCCAGCCACAUGGCCAGGACCAGAAACUGGGAGGCUCUCUGGCUUCACUGCCUCAAACCCAGGGGAGCCAAUCAGCCCUGGAUUGUCCCUUUGGGGCAGAGUCCAACUGGAGCUUGUCACAGUCCUUUGAAUGGACCUUUCCCACGCGGCCGUCUGGUUUGGGAGUGUGGAGGCUGGACUCCCCACCCCCUUCCCCCAUCACUGAAGCCAGUGAGGCAGCUGAGGCCGCUGAGUCUGGCAAUUGGGCUGUGUCUAGCAGGGAAGAAGGAGUGUCCCAGCAGCAGCAAGGGAAUAGGUCAGCUCUGGGGAGGCCAGGAAGGCCUAGUUCCUGGGUGCAGGGGGAGGAUUCAGAUAUCUCCCUGACACAGAAGGGUGAUGGAGAGAGUCAGCCUCAGUCCCCAGUUCUCCUUGAAGCCCUCUCUACAUCUGGGGGUACACCUGCAGUGUCCUUGCUGCAGGCAGAGGAGAGAUAUGAAGAUCGUGAGCCCUUGGCUGGAGAGGAGUCUCCCCUCCCUCAGGCCACCAGGGAGGCAGCCCUCCCCAUCCUGGAGCCAGUCCUGGGGCAGCAGCAGUCAGCACCCCCCGACCAGCCCUGUGUCCUCUUUGCUGAUGCCCCUGGCCCUGGGCAGGCUCUGCCUGUUGAGGAGGAAACCAUGACUCUAGCUCAGGCCGAGACCACUCAACCCAGGACAGAGGCACAAGACUCCUAUAGGGCAUCUCCUGAGCCUACGGGCCCAGAAAACAGCUCUCGCUGGUUGGAUGACCUCCUGGCUUCGCCACCACCCAGCUCUGGCAGCACAAGGCGGGGAGCAGGCUCUGACCUGAAGGAUACACAGUCCCCUGGUGCCUGCUCUGAGGGACUCCUUGGCUGGGCCCAGAAAGAUCUGCAGAGUGAAUUUGGAAUCACAGCGGAUCCACACCCCAGUGGUUUCAGCUCUUCUAGCUGGUGCCCAAGUGCUACUCAGGACUAUAGUCUUGGAGGCUUAAGCCCUAGAGGAGACCCAGGCCUUGGAGAAAGGGACUGGGCCAGCAAGUAUGGGGGGCAAGGAAUGGGGAAAGGAAACACCAGGGAGUGGGCCAGCAGGUGUGGCAUCAACCACGAGGAGGUUGAGGCCAGCAGUGGCCAAGACCAGAGUGAAGUGUCUGCUCCUGGGGGCCUCCCGGCCCGAGACCUGGUUGUUGGAAAGCCAGCCCAGCUUGGCACUCAGCGGAGCCAGGAAGUGGACAUUCAGGACUGGGAGUUCAGAAGGAGGGAUUCCCAAGGCACUUACUCCAGUCGGGAUGCAGAACUCCAGGACCAGGAAUUUGGGAAGCGAGACUUGCUGGGUACUUACAGCAGUAGAGAUGUAAGCCUGGGGGACUGGGAGUUUGGGAAGAGAGAUUCUCUGGGUGCUUACACCAGUCAGGAUGAUGAUGAGCAGGGUCAGGAAUCAGGAAGGAAGGACCACCUGGGCAGGUAUAGCAGCCAGGAUUGCGAGGAGCAGUGCCGGGAGUUUGAGAAGAGAAAUUCUUCACUUGGCACCUAUGGCAGCCAGGGCACAGAACCUCAGGACCAGGAGUUCGGGAAGAGUGCUUGGACGAUGGACUACAGCAGCGGUAGCAGCUCCAGGACCCUCGGCACCCAGGACAGAGGCUUUGGAAUGAGAGCCCUGAGCUCUGGGUUCAGCCCUGAGGAAGCCCAGCAACAGGAUGAGGAAUUUGAGAAGAAGGUUCCCAGCGGUGAAGACAGCCUUAGUGAGGCUAGUGGGGAUGCAGGCCGGCCAGAAGAGAGAGAUGUGGGGGGCUUAUUCAGUCCCACCACCUCCCGGUUGCGGGAUGGGGCACCUGGACCCAGAGAGCAGACCACCUGGCAAAAUGAUGAGGCCCUCCAGGAGGUGGGGGGGCUACAGGAGAGGCAGCAGGCAGGGGCUCAGAGCCCUGGUGAUGCCAGCCUGGAAGACAGGGAGAAGGGGAAACGAGGCUGGGCCGGUGAGUUCAGUCUCGGUGUUGCCCCCCAGCCAGAGGUGGCAUUUAGCCCACAGCCGCAGGACUGGAGUGGGGACGUCUGUAUGGAGGCCACUGAGAGAAGCUAUCAGUUUGGCAUCAUUGGCAAUGACAGAGUGAGUGGUGCUGGCCUGAGCCCUUCCAACAAGUUGGGAAGUGGUCACUUCGUGCCUCCUGAGAGGACCACGGCUGGGCCUCUGGACUGGACUGACCAGCUGGGUCUCAGGAACUUGGAAGUGUCCAGCUGUGUGGGUUCAGGGGGCUCAAGUGAGGCCAGGGAAAAUACUUUGGGACAGAUGGGCUGGUCAGACAACCUGGGGUUGAGAGACGUGGAGCUGGCCAGCCAUUUGGAAAGUGGAGGGGCCGAAGAGCCCAGGGGGAUUAGAGGUGGGGAGAAGGACUGGACUUCUGAUGUUGGGGUGAGGAACAGAGAUUUGACUGAGGUGGGAGAAGUGGGUCACAGCCAGGCCAGGGAGAGUGGUGUGGGGCAGACUGACUGGUCAGGGGUGGAGGCCGGAGAGUUCCUUAAAUCAAGGGAGCGUGGAGUUGGACAGGCAGACUGGACCCCUGACCUCAGCCUGAGGAACAGUCUUGGAGAGCCCAGAGAGCUGGGGGUGGGCCAGAUGGAGUGGGGUGACAGCCUGGGUUUGAGGAAUUUGGAGGUGCCCUGUGACUUGGAGUCUGGAGGUUCCCAGGAGCCACGGGGAUGUGGAGUGGGGCAGAUAGACUGGGCCCAGGAAUUGGGGCCCCGGAAUCUGGAGCUCUUCGGGGCCCCAAGUGAAGCUAGGGAGCAUGGGGUGGGAGAGGUCAGCCAGUGCUCAGAGCUUGGCCCUGGGAACAGCAGUAGCUUGUCCCCUGGCCUGGAGACCAGAGACCUCGUGGUGGGCAGGGAGCUGGGGGUCGGUGAGACAAGUGAGCCGGAGAUCCAGGGUGAGGACAGCUCUUUGCCUUCCUUGGAGACUCGCCCUGAAGACACCAAAAUGGAGACAGGAGAAGCCUCCGGCUUUGGAACCAGCCCUGAUGGGUGCCCAGCCCGCUCUCCACCCUCUGGCUCCCAGAGCCUGCUGGGGGAGAUGCUGGCCCGGCAGGAGUUGGCAGUCUCAGGCCUCAGGGUCCAGCUGGAGGAGGAAGGUGCCACAGUAGGUGCUGACCAAGAGGUGCCUCUGGAGCCCGACAGGGACCCUCUGCCCUCCUGGAGGCCACAGCCUGAUGGUGAAGCCAGCUGGUCAGAAGAUACGGAUGGCACUGGGGACUCUUCAGGGCCUGAGCGGGCUGUGCAAGGUUUGGCCCAGACGCCUCGGCACCCUUCCCGAGGACCUCUGCCCAGCACCCCCAGUCAGGAUUUCUCCUUCAUUGAGGACACUGAGCUCCUUGACAGUGCCAUGUACCGGAGCCGUGCCAACCUGGGGCGCAAGCGUGGGCACCGGGCUCCAGCCAUCCGGCCUGGAGGUACCCUGGGCCUGUCAGAGGCAGCCGACUCGGAUGCACACCUGUUCCAGGACUCCACGGAGCCACGGACUGCUCGGGUGCCAUCUUCUGAUGAAGAGGUAGUGGAGGAGCCUCAGAGCCGCCGGACGCGGAUGUCCUUAGGCACCAAGGGGCUGAAAGUCAAUCUCUUUCCUGGCCUGAGCCCGUCAGCCCUGAAGGCUAAGCUGCGCUCCCGGAACCGCUCAGCUGAGGAGGGGGAGCUGGCGGAGAGCAAGUCGAGCCAGAAGGAGUCUGCAGUGCAGCGUUCCAAGUCCUGCAAGGUCCCGGGGCUGGGGAAGCCCCUUACGUUACCUCCCAAGCCAGAGAAGUCCUCAGGGUCAGAGGGAUCAUCACCCAACUGGCUGCAAGCCCUGAAGCUGAAGAAGAAGAAGGUCUGAGAGUCACUGAGGUGAGGGCAGGGCCUCUCCCAUCUGGCAGUCUCAGGCAGUGCCUGUUCCUGAGGGAUCCCCGGCAAGGAGACGGCUGGAGCCCCACCAUACCCUAGGCUGCAGCUUCUGUCCCCCUCCACCUCUGAGGAGUGUCUGGGGAGGCACAUUUAUGCACUUUGUAUCACCUCCCCAAUCCCUUACCCUGCACCUUCCCUCCUAGCCUUGGUUCUGUCCCUAGUGGUUGAAGGUUUUUGUUCCUUUCCCUUUCUGCUUCCUCCUUCAGCCUCCCUUGGGUUUUCUUUUGAUACCAAUUUAUAGCAUUUUUUAUAAAAGCCUUUGAUUUUUGUAAUGGGCAGAGCUCUACCCCUGCCCCAACCCAGGUCUUUCUCUGCCCCACCAGGUGCCCCACAGAGACCAAUGACAUUUUGCCACUUGAAACAAUAAAGUUUUUUGGGAAUUGG